Molecule: messenger RNA, 8748 nt
Organism: Odocoileus virginianus texanus
Lineage: Eukaryota; Metazoa; Chordata; Mammalia; Artiodactyla; Cervidae
Source: RefSeq, a predicted model, not a curated record
CCAGCAUGCUGCCCCCACUGUCCACCCUCCCACCAGUGACGUCCUUCACCGCUGGCCUCCCGUUGCGGCCACCGUGGGUAGGGACUCCUUCCGUUUCAGAACUACAUUCCCCGAGGGCAGAUGCUCUCCUCUCAUCUUCAUCUUCUUCAUUGGCUCCCGACUCACCUCAUUCCAUCCUCUUUUCUAAGGCAGCGGAGCCACCCACCAAAGUGCCUUUAUUCCCCCACACAGCUCCAACUGACUCCUCCUCAAGUCAGAGCCUAGCGAAUCCCCUAAAUCCAUUUGCUGAGGAAAUGAACCGUGCUCCAUCCAGAAAUGCCCAGGAUUUCAUAGGCAUCCCUCGUCUAGGUUUUUCUGGAUCCUCAAGCCCAGCAGAGGGUCCUCACUCAGCGGGCUCCCCCUCACAUGAAUUUUUGAGCUCCGUGGCAGACCUGGCCCCUUUGUCUCCCCUUCCCCCAGCCUCUGGAAGUCUUCAGCUUCCUGGUGGAAGGCCCUCAUCGUUGAUGUUGAAAGUGGUUCCAAGUCUUGCAUCCACCCAGCCGAUUGAAGCUGAGGUGGCUCAAAGAGCACAUAAUGGGGUGUCUCUGCCAUCCUUGAAGAGUGCAGCAACCCCUGAAGCUGCGUCCUCGCUGGUCCAGACGGUAGAGUUAGUGGCAGUGGGAAUGACCAGCCUGGAGGCAGCCCGUGCUCCUGCAAAGAACUCUGCUUAUCCACUGCGUGUGUCAGCAACCCCAGAGAAUUCCAAAGGGCCCACCCUUUCGGCAGAACCCAAAUCUUCCCCUUUGGUGCCCUCUCCUCUGCCUCUCACCACAGCUGACCAAGGACAAGAAGGCCCUUCUGGGCCAGUUCCCACAUCCCCAUCAAAUGACACAACAGCUGACAUCCCCCCCACGCCUGCCCCCCUCCAGCUGGCACGGAGUCAGGCCUCUCCAUCCACCAUGCCCCAAGUGCCAACUCCUCAAGAAGCAGGUAGUGAUGGGUCCCCUCCCACUGCAGCUACAGACCUCCUCCUCUCAAGCACAUUUCCUCAUCAUCCUUCCACGACAUGGACAUUUCCCCUGCAGAAGGAAAAUAGCAUGGCAGCUGUUUUAAAGAAAAAUGAAAAGGCAAAUUUGACAGUUGCUCUCGAGACCCUUCCGAGUAAAGAGAGUCCAAGUCUUCACAGUGUAGGUGUAUUCACCUCUAAUUUCAGCACUGAUCAUGUCUCUACAGACAUGACACCACCAGGAACCAGCCUCCUUCCUUCUGAGUUACCUCCAUCUUCCAUCCCCUUCACACGAGCUACCCAGACUGCGUCCCCAUCUCAUAGUUUUUCCAGCGCCAAGCCAGUGACUUACACAGCUGUGACAGACCAUUCUGAGUUGCCAGUUUGGGCUUCUAAACAGGUGACAGCUUUUCCUUCCUCCAGUGAGGUCUAUGAUUUCUCAAAAAUGGGAGGCAUGAAGAAGCCAGCAACCACAGAUGUUUUCUGGAGUUCUGUUGCAGCGGAAGCUGAGUCCCUUUCCACAGAACCCAUGAUGUCUGGUUGGCUGCAGCAAACAAAUGAUCACGUAAAUGGGCACACAAUUAACUCCACAAGUUGGGAAGCUCACUCGGCUGCAGCCACUUCUCCUGGUGGUUUAAAUUCCACUGCCAAUACAAUAAAAUCUCAGGAUUUCAAAGAUAAUGUUGGGCAUUCAGCAACUGUGGAAGAUUUUAGCAUCCAGGAUCCAGGGUCUGGUAUGAGCACCAACCAGCCCAUCCAACAGUCAGAUGUUACCAUGGCUGGAAACCGUACAGACUUCUUGUCCAUAAACACUAGCAACUAUCCCAGAGACUUCCAAACAGCUGAGAUUGGAGAUUACCCAUCUAUAAGCCAACAAUCUGUGUCUCAUCCCCAUCUACAGUCACCUGCCCAUCCAGCACAUCCACUUGUGCCGAGCUCUCCAAGUCUGACUUCCACAGCUCGCUUGCCAGAAAUGCUUUCAGAUGGAAUGGAUACAAGUUUUCAAAUCACUGAUGACAUCUAUCCAUAUCCAGUGAUAAAUGCUUCCCCACCAUUCCAGGGUAUCCUGAGAUUUCACCCUACUGCUGAAUCACCUCCUCUGUCAACCAGUGCCUUACUCAGGACCCCGUCCAAAACACUGCGGGCUUCUCAGCACCCUGAGAAAUGGACAGUGGAUUCCUCAGUGUUGCCCAAGGCAGAACCGACAGCAGCAGCAGCAGCAGCAGCAACCACGUUGUUUCUUCGUAAAUCAAGUCCCCUGAUGCUGUCUGCAGCCCUGGUUGCUAAGGGCACCGGCAGCAACCCUUCAGCCAUGGCCUCGGGAUUAGCCAAGAGCAGCUGGACCACCGCUCUAGCUAAAAACAUCACAAGCAGUGCCGCAUCUGGCCCCAAAGCGACACCAGGAGUGGCUCAUCCAGCCUUCUCCUUCACGCCAACCUAUAUGUUUGCAAGAACAGCACACACCGUGAGCGCUCACUCAGCCAUGCAAGGGAACACGGGCGCUGCCUCUGGCCUGUUAUCCACAACACACCUCCCCAGGAAACCACAAGCCAUGCACACGGGCUUCCCGAACCCCACCAACCCAGACCUGCCCAGGGUGUCCACCACUCGCCCGCUGACCAUCACAGCAGCCUUGACGUCCAUCACCGCACCAGUGAGGGCCACCCGGAUGCCGCCUUCAUCAGCAGAAAACACAGAUGCCGCUUUUCCCGCUGUGUCCACUGCUGUGGUCACACCUGGCAAGACAGCGUCCAACCUGGAGUGUCAGAUGUCCAGUAAGCUUCUGGUGAAGACAGUUCUCUUUCUGACCCAAAGGAGGAUGCAGAGCAGUGAAACCUUGAAGCUCAAUAUAGUCAAAGGGCUCACACAGGCCUUGCGGAAGGCGUUCCACCAGAAUGACGUCUUGGCUCAUGUGGACCUUCUGGAACACUCUCACAACAUCACCGUUGGUUAUUACGCCACCAAAGGGAGGCUGGUCUACUUGCCUUCUGCAGUGGUCGAAACGCUGGGUGUUUACGGGAUCAGCAACGUCACUGCAGAUGUGAAGCAGCAUGCCCCAAACUUGCAGUCUGUGGCUGUGCUUGCCUCCCCGUGGACCCCCCAGCCUGCAGGCCACUUGCAGCUGAAAACAGUGCUACAGUUUGUGAGCCAGUCCGACAACAUACAGUCCUGCAGAUUUGCUCAGACCAUGGAACAGAGGCUUCAGAGGGCCUUCCAGGAUGCCGAGAGGAAAGUUCUGAAUACUAAAAGCAACCUGACAGUUCAGAUGGUGAGCACGUCCAACGCCUCCCAGACAGUCACCUUGGUGUACGUGGUGGCCAACCGAAGCUCCUUCCUCAACGGCACCGUGGCCAGCAGCCUCCUCCGCCAGCUCUCCGCUGAACUGGUGGGGUUCUACCUCACCUACCCACCGCUCACCAUCGCCGAACCGCUGGAAUACCCCAACCUCGAUAUAUCAGAAACAACGAGAGACUAUUGGGUAAUUACAGUGCUGCAGGGCGUGGACAAUUCCCUGGUGGGCCUGCACAACCAGAGCUUCGCCCGGGUCAUGGAGCAGCGCCUGGCCCAGCUGUUCAUGAUGUCCCAGCAGCAAGGCCGGCGGUUUAAACGGGCCACCACUCUGGGAAGCUACACCGUGCAGAUGGUAAAGAUGCAGCGGGUGCCAGGACCCAAGGAUCCCGCAGAGCUGACUUACUACACCCUGUACAACGGGAAACCUCUGCUGGGGACUGCAGCUGCCAAGAUCCUGAGCACCAUUGACUCCCAAAGGAUGGCCUUGACUCUGCAUCAUGUUGUUCUUCUGCAAGCUGACCCCGUGGUGAAGAACCCACCCAACAACCUGUGGAUCAUCGCUGCAGUGCUGGCGCCCAUCGCCGUGGUCACCGUCAUCAUCAUCAUCAUCACUGCCGUGCUCUGCCGCAAGAACAAGAAUGACUUCAAGCCAGACACCGUGAUGAACCUGCCUCAGCGAGCAAAGCCUGUGCAGGGCUUUGAUUAUGCCAAGCAGCACCUGGGCCAGCAAGGGGCGGAUGAGGAGGUCAUCCCGGUGACUCAGGAAACAGUGGUCCUCCCACUGCCCGUUAGAGAUGCUCCUGCCUCUCAGGAAAGGGAUGCCCCUCAGGAUGGAAGCACCAUCAAGACGGCCAAAUCCAUCGAAACCAGAAAGAGCAGGUCGCCCAGUGAGAAUGGCUCUGUCAUCAGCAACGAAUCAGGGAAGCCCAGCUCGGGGAGGCGCUCACCCCAGAAUGUAAUGGCACAGCAGAAAGUGACAAAGGAGGAGACUCGGAAGAGAAAUGUGCCGGCGAGUGAUGAAGAGGAAGGAGUGGUCCUUUUUGACAACUCUGGCAAGGCGGCUGUGGAUCCCUUUGACACGUCUUCUGGGUCUGUGCAACUCAUCGGAAUAAAACCCACAGCCCUCCCUGUGGCGCACCCCACCUCGGACAGGAGCCAGGAGCCGGCCGUCCUCAACGGCGAGGUGAACAAAGCCCUGAAGCAGAAGUCAGACAUUGAACACUAUCGGAACAAGCUGCGCCUCAAAGCCAAGAGGAAGGGUUACUACGACUUCCCCCCAGUGGAGGCUAGCAAGGCUCAGACGGAAAGGAAAAAGAUGUAUGAAAAAGCACCAAAGGAAAUUGAGCACGUCUUGGAUCCAGACCCAGAACUGUGUGCCCCGUUCACCGAGGCUAAAAACAGGCAACAGAUGAAGAACUCUGUCUACCGGAGCCGGCAAUCUCUGAACAGCCCGAGUCCAGGGGAAACAGAGAUGGACCUUCUGGUAACUCGGGAGCGACCCCGGCGUGGGAUCCGGAACAGUGGAUACGAUACAGAGCCUGAGAUCAUAGAGGAAACCAACAUCGACAGAGUGAAUGAGCCCCGGGGCUACGGCCGGUCGAGGCAGGUGAAAGGCCACUCGGAGACCUCCACUCUGAGCUCGCAGCCCUCCAUCGACGAGGUCCGGCAGCAGAUGCACAUGCUGCUAGAGGAGGCCUUCAGCCUGGCGUCGGCGGGCCACGCGGGCCAGGGCCGGCACCCGGAGGCCUAUGGCUCCGCCCAGCACCUGCCCUACUCCGAGGUGGUGACCAGCGCUCCGGGGACCAUGACACGGCCCAGGGCUGGGGUGCAGUGGGUGCCGACCUACCGCCCAGAAAUGUACCAGUACAGUCUGCCCCGGCCGGCCUACAGGUUUUCCCAGCUUCCUGAAAUGGUCAUGGGCUCUCCCCCUCCACCUGUGCCUCCGCGGACGGGCCCUGUGGCUGUCGCUUCUCUCAGGCGGUCCACUUCGGACGUUGGCAGCAAGACCAGGAUGGCCGAGUCCGCGGGGCCCGAGGCCGCCCAGCUGCACGACAGCGCCUCCUUCGCGCAGGUGUCCCGAGGCCCCGUGUCCGUGGCGCAGCUGGAUCAGUCGGCUUUAAAUUACUCAGGUGGGCUAGAGGAGAGAAGCCUGGAAGAAGCCGGCGCCCUGCCCCAGCAUCACCCCCUCCACCUCUGUAUUUGCCUUCCGUGCUCUCCACCUUCGCCCAUUCCUGAUACCUGGCCCUGUCUUCUCUCCCGACAUGCUCUGCAGGUCCCCCUCCCGGGGUACAUCGAGGCUUACCCCCGAUCCCGGUAUCAGCAGAACUCGCCCUCCAGGCUCCCUCGUCAGUACAGCCAGCCAGCUGGGCUGCACCCCAGCUUGGAGCAGGCCCCGGUGCCCUCCACAGCAGCCUCACAGCAGAGCCUGGCGGACAACGACCCAUCCGACACCCCCCUCACCAACAUUUCCACGGCAGCCCUGGUGAAGGCCAUCCGGGAAGAGGUGGCCAAGCUUGCCAAGAAACAGACAGACAUGUUCGAGUUCCAGGUCUAAUGCCUUCACCCCUUGAGACUUCCAGACUCUGAGGAAGCAGGCUUUGGGUUUCUCCAGGCAUGGUGGGACUGGAGACAGGAGACGAUGUGGGAGUCUUUCUCACCCUCAGUUUCUAAAAAGGUGAACAGAGGGGCUUCUGGGGAGCAGGAAACUCUUGAACAACGGGAUGCUUGGCCUAUUCAACUGAUUGUAUGUCAACAAGUCCGCAUGUGGGACCAUAUGUUUGAUACUCUGUUACGUUAACUGUUUGAGCUGUGGGUGUAUUCCCUCUCCUAUGGAGCGUUAGUCUCGAGAGAGGAGACGCUUGCUAAUCUGCAGAUUCCUGUCCAAUACCACAUUUUAACAGGUCAUCAGAAGGGGGAGAGCACAGCUCUAUCUUCAGUGACCUCUGCAUGUUAACUCUGUUUCUGUGUUAAAGGCAAUGCAGGCGUGUGAUGAAGCCCCAGACUGUUCUCUCAUUCGGCCAGAACUAUAAUUAUCCAGUCACCUCCAGUCUCCAAGGGAGACACCGACUCCAGCCAAGAAACUUGAGUCCUUUUCUUUUAAAGGUUCAUAUUCAAAGUCAAAUAAAUUGGAUGAAAAUCAGGACUGUCAAUGGCUGCACCUAAACAUAAUCCUGACUCUUUCCCCCACCCCUAAUUAAUUCAACAAAGGCCAAGAAAGAGAGAAGAUAAGAGGGAAUGGUGGAUUCGUGUUGACAGGUUCUUUGAAAAGGUGUUGUCAUGUUGGAAAUAGAGUAUUCUGCAAGUUGGGCUCUAGCUCGAAGAGCAUCGGUGCUAAGAGCUUUUAGGAUCCUACAAAAGAAAAACAGCUUUUUUUUGCCCUGCAGUGAAGGUAGCCUGAGAACAGAGCUUCUCUCUUUUGGGGGGGACAAUAGAUACAUCGACUUUUACAAGGAAAUCUCUGUCUCUUCAACAAUGAUGUCCAGCAUGUGCUGCCCAGUGAUACAAAAGGAAAUAAAUAGUCAUUGAUGCCUGUUGGAAGCAGGAAUAGUGAACCCAGUCUCCCCAGGCUGCAGCCUCUGUUUAUAGACGCUUCUGAAUGUAGAAAAUCUGUUGAUUUACGUUCAAAUGUAAAUAACAUUUUUAAAGGUGUAUGGAGUUAGCCAGUCCCCUCCCAUACUUGUCCCUAUAGUUAAUAGACAUAGGAGGACAUUUGCCACAGUGGCGGGCUUCUGACCUCGUGACCAUGAUGCUGUAAGUUAGGCUUCCUGGCAUGGUAGGUCAGCCUCCAGAGCUCUGGGUGGACAUUGCCUUGCAGCCCUGAGGCACCGGCUGCUGACUGUCAAUGCUGACUUCGGGUAGCCCAGGGGGAGGGACACCCUGCUUCCAUCACCAACUUUGGGAGCCGUGCUCAAUGUCAAGGGCUUUCGUGGUGUCUGUUGGGGAGUGAGGUCCUUUCCCGCCUUCACCCAUGAUCCAUCUAGCUUCAGCUUGUAUUCAUCUCCUCUGAGUCCAUCCUGCCAUUCUCCUCAUGAGUUUCUUUGGUCUUUAUUGAGAGAAGAAGGUGGAAAUUUUCAAAUUGAGAGAAGAGUAGGAAUGGAACUGAUAAGAGUGAGAGAAUCAAACUGUCAAAGCACAGACUUUUCAAAGAAGCUGUUUUUAUUUCUCAAUGGCAAAUUGCCCUUUCUGCAAUGUUCUGGAGAUGAUGUAUGGAUCCCCCCAACCAGUCUCUUGUUCGGAUGAUAUUAGGUAGCGUCCUUUUGGUAUGCUGGUUGAUCUUUCAUAGUGUUAGCUUUUUGUUACUUAAAAAAAAAUCAGCUAUAAAUAAAAUGUAUUUUUGUAAUUUCCAUGUGUAUAUAUGGUAUAUUUCUACCAAUGGCCAGUAGUUGUAACCCAAAACCUAAAUCAGUUUGCAAACACUGUGGACAGUGCAAGAUUUUAUUGACAGAUUAACACAAUGCCUAAGUCUAUCCAAAUAGGUAUUCAGUGCACUUGAAUGAACAAAGAGCCAAAGAAACUCAGCCUUUUCAUGCAAACGGUAUGAGUCUGAUAAAGUCAGCUACAUUGUCCCGCCUUAUCAAUGAUAUUACUAUCUCAUCAGUGCAAUGAUAUCAACCCAGUACUUUGUCUACUUGGUAAAUGCUUGGAAAUACUGUAUGUGAAAAUGAGGUUUUAAGACCUUAGUGUAAUUUAAAUAUAUACACAUGCUUCCAAGACAGUGUCUGCACUUUGGAUGUCCCAGUGACUCAGAGGAGGAGCCCACAGUGUGCAGUGGUCUGGCUCCAGUUGGCUAGAGGACGCUGAAAAAUCGUGGUGAGCUGUGCAGGGUCCCGUGAGAUUCCGAGUCAGUCAGUGGAGAUGACUACAAAUAUAGCAUGCGAAGUCAGACACGCUCUUAAACUAGACUCCACAGGUUUAAGAGCAGUAUAUGGGAGGAAAACCUUAAGGUGAGAAGAAAUCAGUGUGGUCCAUGUUGUCCCACCAAUGCAAAGAUGGCCGCCAUUGUUUGAUGUCCUGUGACUACGAUGGGGGUCCCUUUUCUGAAGAGUCUCCUGACUGUCAGGAGAUGACAGAGACCUGGAUGGCUGGCCUUGAGAAAAGGCAAGUGUUCAGAAGUGCCAUGAGAGCCCAGAGACUCUGUGUUCCUCAUGAUCCUCCAGACAGUUGAAGAAACCUUGAAGAACAAGAGGACCUUUGGUGACCUCCAAGAAGGAAGCCAGCGCUCGGAGAAGGGGAGUGACCUGCCCAAGGCCUUCAGCCCUGAGCCCACUUACUCGUGAUCAGGCUUGCUUUCCAUUUCACCAUGCUGCCUGAACACUUGUCUGUGAUGCGUUUCUUGAACUGUGCUAGGAAGUUUAAAAAGUAGACAAGGGUUAUAUGAGGGACUCCCUACAUUCUUGCAAAGGAAAAAGAUGUUGAAUACGGUGUAUAGAGGACAAUGCAUUUGUGGCAUAAUAAACAUUUUUUGGAACUAG